AUGGGUCAAACGAUCCAGAUAAUUUUAUAUGCGGGUUCAGGUAAGUUUCUUGUUUCAGCCCCGGAGGUGUUGUUGCGAGUGGAGCCCUACGGUCACGCGGCCGAUUGGUGGAGUCUGGGGGCGACCGCCUGCUUGAUGUUAUCGGCAAAGCUUCCAGAAAUCCAGAUGUUGUCGGAUAUUCCCGAAGAGCGGUCAACAGUCAGGGUGCAAAUGCCAGAAAUAUCCGUCGGUAUGGCCGCCAGGGAUCUACUGUUGCGCCUCCUGGAGGUCGAGCCGAAAAACCGGAUCAAGUCGGUUAGAGCAUUAGGGAAUAUCGCUUUUUAUAAAGGGUAUAAGUUCGAAAAUGUCAAGGGCGAAAGGGUUAAAGCUAAAGAUCUGUUGGUGAAGUAUUUUGGCGAGAACUAUAUGAAGCGCAGAGACGAUUCGCAUGAUUUUGAUGGGUUUGAUGAAGUGUUCAUCGGCGAGGAGGAAGGUUUAGUUGACUAAGUUGCUUGUAUAAUUUUUUCUAGAGUAGUAUUAAUUAAUACAUAUAUUUUUUAUUUCAUUAUUAAAAGUUUAUACGAAAAACAA
This is a messenger RNA of Anthonomus grandis grandis, 570 nucleotides long. RefSeq names its product serine/threonine-protein kinase S6KL-like. The coding region runs from base 1 to 486 and encodes 161 amino acids. Gene Ontology annotation, biological process: protein phosphorylation. The record is from RefSeq and is a predicted model, not a curated record. Lineage: Eukaryota; Metazoa; Arthropoda; Insecta; Coleoptera; Curculionidae. The transcript has 4 exons. Gene Ontology annotation, molecular function: protein kinase activity; ATP binding.